UUAUUUUUUAGGAUGGGAAAAUUUAGCACAGGGCCUCAAGUGUGUUUGGGCCGGGACUGUGUGUUAUUGCUGCGUUUCGGCCCGGGAGUACCAUUUGGCCGGUACUCACUCUCGGGUGUAGCAUUCAGUACUUGUAUGAAUGUACCGAGUAUGAUUUUAUGUUAACUAACCUUUGAGGCCUUGACCCUCCUUGGCUUCCUACCAUUCAACGAAACCUGUAACUGAAAAAACUACCAGUCUUUAUGGUCAUGGAUUCCAAGAACCCAUCUUUUUCUCUCCUCUUUACACCUCUUUCAUACCCACAAACUCCAUCUUCGUGGAAUCGUCACCUUUUGUCUGCCAAGUGCCAACCACCAACUCGGCCAUCCAAUUCAGUCCCAACACUGAGUCGUGCACUGAGUCAUCAAACCCAUGCUCAGAAGAAAGCUCAAUCUGCCAGACUCACCUCGAAAUGUGUUGUCAGACCGACCCGGAAACUCAGGAUCCGUACCCGGGUACGAAUUGGGUGAGGAGCUUGAAAUGUUGCACCCUCAUGGGUUCGGAUGGACCAAUGAAGGUGAAACUGAACCAGUUGAGGAGGAACGGGAAGAGGUUAAUGUUCGUACUAGGGUUAAUAAAGAUGGGUCGGGUCCCAAUUUGAAGAAUUUUUUGGAGGAGGAUGAAAAAAGGUCUGAUCUUGAGUAUGAGUUAAUUCAAGAGGAGAUAAAUUUGGAGAAGUUGCAAAGAAUAGCUAGUACUGGUAUACCAGACGGUGGCAGUCUUCGAGCAACCACUUGGAAGCUUCUCUUGGGAUAUUUACCUCCUGCCCGAGAUUUGUGGCAGAAGGUGUUGAGCGAGAAUCGUUUGAAAUAUUCAAAGCUCAAAGACGAAUAUCUAUUAAGUCCUUCACGACUUUCUAGUGGAGAAAAGACUCCAAGUUUGGAUGAGCAUGGUGACGGACCACUUAGACGACGUGAUGUAUCUGAUGAAGAUCAUCCCCUUAGCCUCGGUGAAACUAGUGUCUGGCACAAAUAUUUUGAGUUCACAGAGAUCGCAGAGCAAAUUGACCGAGAUCUGCAACGUACACACCCAGAUUUGAAGUUUUUCUCAUCUUCAGGCCAGAAAAAGAAGACUCAGGAAUCAAUGAGGAAUAUACUUCUUUUGUUCGCUAAGCUCAAUCCUACAACUCAUUAUGUGCAAGGGAUGAAUGAGGUUUUGGCACCAAUAUACUAUGUAUUUAGUACUGAUCCUGUCGAGGAAAAUGCUGCCAAUGCUGAAGCUGAUAGUUUCGGUUGCUUUGUUAGACUAAUGAGUGAUUCAGUGGAUCACUUUUGCCAACAGCUGGACAAUAAUAGCUCCGUGGGAAUCCACUCGACUCUAUCUAGACUCCAAGAGAUGCUAAAAGUCAAUGAUGAAGAGCUCUGGCAGCACCUUGAGUUUACAACCAAGGUUAAUCCACAAUUUUAUGCAUUCAGAUGGAUCACAUUGCUAUUGACUCAAGAAUUUGAAUUCAAUACCAUUUUGAGAAUAUGGGAUUCCUUUUUAAGUCAUCCUUCCGGUGUACAGGGGUGGCAGCCUUGGUUUACCUGAUCUGGAAAAGCAGAAAUCAAAGCUUCUGGGAGCAUUCUGUGCCAACAGUGUAUUCUGUAAUGGGGAGUUUGAAGCAAAUUGUGAGAGCUAGGAUUACAGUAGUUAUGAGUCAGAAAGUGAGCAGGAGUGACAGUAGUUGGUUUCUCAGUUUGUAAUCUGAAGUGUAGUUGUGUGUGUAGUUGUGUGUAGCUAGUUUGUUAGCUGCUAGUUGUGUGUUGGCUGCUGUGGCAGUUAGUAGUGUUGUGUUGCCUGCUCAGUUUGAGUAGGCUAGGUUGUAAUGACCUUUGUUUGGUAUUAAUUAUAUUGCUUGCUUACCAAAAAAGAAGGUGAAGAUAGUAAUUUACUUGACAUUA
Messenger RNA from Spinacia oleracea (spinach), 1922 nucleotides. RefSeq lists its product as uncharacterized. Gene Ontology annotation, biological process: activation of GTPase activity; intracellular protein transport. Bases 412 to 1569 code for a protein of 385 amino acids. The record is from RefSeq and is a predicted model, not a curated record. The transcript has 9 exons. NCBI's taxonomy places the organism in Eukaryota, Viridiplantae, Streptophyta, Magnoliopsida, Caryophyllales, Amaranthaceae. Gene Ontology annotation, molecular function: GTPase activator activity.